Messenger RNA from Colletotrichum tamarilloi, 1638 nucleotides. Its product is annotated as tannase and feruloyl esterase. The record is from RefSeq and is a predicted model, not a curated record. Lineage: Eukaryota; Fungi; Ascomycota; Sordariomycetes; Glomerellales; Glomerellaceae. The transcript has a single exon. Bases 1 to 1638 code for a protein of 545 amino acids.
AUGAAGACAUAUCACUCCUUCACAGCAAACCUCUUCUUCUUCUCCGGUUACAACAUGAUCAACCUCUAUUUCCUACUCCUUACUGGAUUCUCAUUUGCCCAUUGUCAGGCUCGAAAUCUUGACAUUUCCCGUUGCUCCCUCGAAUCGAUCACAGAGGUUUUACCUCCUGGUGUAUCCAUCAACUAUGUCAACUUUGUCGCCGAGAAUGGUACUUUUGGCGACAAAGCAGCCGUUGGAAAUGCUACUGCGUUGCCACAAGGAUGCGCAGUCGGUGUCAAUCUCAUCUCAUCUGCUACUUCCUCCUACAACUUCGCCCUUUACAUGCCCACCAAUUGGAACUCACGAUUCAUGGCCACUGGUAACGGCGGCUUUGGCGGGUUUACCAACUGGGCAUACAUGGGAAUGUUCUCUCAGUACGGGUUUGCAUCCAUGUCAACCGAUACAGGACACAUCUCUGGGUUCGGUGACACCUCUUGGGCCCUGAACAAUCCAGAGGCCAUGAUCGACUGGGGAUAUCGUGCAAUGCACGGCUCAGUUGUUGUGGCCAAGGCGGUCCUAACUGCGUACUAUGGAUCUGUACCGGAUUAUUCCUAUUACGUUGCCUGCUCAACUGGAGGCCGCCAAGGUCUUAAGGAGGUGCAGGAAUUUCCCGAGGACUUUGACGGCGUUCUUGUGAACGCGCCAGCUUGGUGGACAACCCGCCUUGGUGCAGCAGGCGUGCAGAGAGGCAUUCUCAACUUGCCAUCUGAUGAUCCGAAGCACAUUCCAGUCUCUCUGCUGCAGCUCAUCUUGACUGAGAUGAUCAAGCAAUGUGAUCCACAGGACGGGAUCACGGACUCCAUCGUUAUGGAUCCUUACGCCUGCGACUUCCGCCCUGAAGCCAUGCUCUGCACCUCAACAAACAACAACGCCUCAAGCUGCUUGACGCCGCAGCAGAUCAAUACUCUCCGCCAGUUGACAAGCGAUUAUGUCGACGUUGAUCAAACUUUUGUAUUUCCCAAGCCAUCACUGGGGUCAAGUCUUGCGUUUGUAGCGAGCGGCACGGAGGAGCCAUCUGCGAUCGGCUUACAAUACGUCAUCAACAUGGUGGUGAACGACACAGACUGGGACUGGCGAAGUUUCGACUUCAACACCGUGAAGCUGAUUGAUACCAUUGACCCCGGCAACUCGACUGCCGAUAAAUACGAUCUAUCUGCUUUCAAGAACCGCGGUGGCAAGCUGAUCCAUCUUCAUGGCCUUGCAGAUGACACAAUCAGCAGCGGGGCAAGCAUAUACUUUUACGAGGAAGUUUACAAAGCUAUGCAGAUCAGUCUUGACGAAUUUUACCGUAUGUUUCUGGUUCCGGGUCUUUUUCAUUGUACUGGUAGCACCGCCGCGCCCUGGUACACCGGUAUUUCGACGAUUGGCGGAGCUACCCAUGGCGUGCCGGGCAGCGACGAUGCCGACCAUAACGGAAUUUAUGCCAUCAUGCGAUGGGUUGAAGAGGGUAUUGCACCUCAGAAGUUGGUGGCUACAAAAUACCAUGAAGACAAUGUCCUUCGAGGAAUAGCCAGACAGAGACCUAUUUGUCCUUACCCUCUCAAGGCUCGUUACGUUACCGGCGAAAUUGAUUUGGCAGACAGCUGGGAGUGCGCCUAG